AGGAGGCGAGCUCUGCUGUCAGUCACUGGUCUCCUCUCUGAUUCUGACACCAGUCGGUCCCCCAUCACACUCAACUGGGCCAGUGGGCUACCUUGUUACUGGGUGGAGCUAGGCUCAAAAAAAGAGGGAGGGGGUUGGUGGAGGUGUGUGGGGGUGUGAGAAGGGAAGGAGGAGGAGGAGGAGGAGGGAUGGGGGGCACAUUAGCUUCUUGGACAAGUCUUUCUGCCCCACUGUCAGGUAGUUGAGAAUUUGUUUGUCCAAAGCACAGGCAGACAUGGACAUGGCAGACUAUAGUGAGGCUCUGGACCCAGCCUAUACCACGCUGGAGUUCGAAAACAUGCAAGUGCUCCCCUUGGGCGCAGACUCCUCACCGGCUGAGAGCGCCAACAUGAACGCUACCGGCCACCUGGGGGUGGGCAGCCUGUGUGCCAUAUGUGGAGACAGAGCCACUGGCAAACACUACGGGGCGUCCAGCUGUGACGGCUGCAAGGGCUUCUUCAGACGCAGCGUCCGCAAAAACCACAUGUACUCAUGCAGGUUCAACAGACAAUGCAUUGUGGACAAAGACAAGCGAAAUCAGUGCAGAUACUGCAGACUGAAGAAAUGCUUCAGAGCUGGCAUGAAGAAAGAAGCUGUGCAGAAUGAAAGAGACAGAAUCAGCACCAGGAGAUCCAGCUAUGAAGACAGCAGUUUACCAUCCAUCAAUGCACUCAUCCAGGCAGACGUACUGUCAAGACAGAUCACCUCCCCUGCUCCUAUACUGAAUGGCGACAUAAGGACCAAAAAGAUCGCCACCAUCACAGACGUGUGUGAGUCCAUGAAACAGCAGCUGUUGGUCUUGGUGGAGUGGGCCAAGUACAUCCCAGCCUUCUGUGACCUGCCCCUGGAUGACCAGGUGGCGUUGCUGCGAGCUCAUGCUGGAGAACACCUCUUGCUCGGCGCUGCAAAGAGGUCCAUGUUAUACAAAGACAUCCUCUUAUUAGGAAAUGACUACAUCAUUCCCAGAAACUGCCCGGAGCUGGAGGUGGGCAGGGUAGCAGUGAGAAUCCUGGAUGAGCUGGUGCUUCCCUUCCAGGAGCUUCAGAUAGACGACAAUGAAUAUGCGUGCUUGAAAGCCAUAGUUUUCUUUGACCCAGAUGCUAAAGGUCUGAGUGACCCUGGAAAGAUCAAGCGGAUGCGAUACCAGGUCCAGGUCAGCCUGGAAGACUACAUCAACGACAGGCAGUAUGACUCCCGGGGCCGCUUCGGGGAGCUGCUCCUGCUGCUGCCGACGCUACAGAGCAUCACCUGGCAAAUGAUUGAACAGAUCCAGUUUGUCAAACUCUUUGGCAUGGCCAAGAUCGACAACCUGCUACAAGAAAUGCUUCUUGGAGGUUCUGCCAGUGAGGCUCCACACGCACCUCACUCUCUGCACCCUCACCUGGUUCAGGAGCACCUCAGCAGCAAUGUUAUAGUGGCCAGCAACAUGGCAACGCCGAUCCAUAAUGGUCAAAUCUCCACUCCUGAAACCCCAAUCCCGUCUCCGCCUACUGCCUCCAGCUCAGAACAUUAUAAAAUGGCUCAGGGGGUCAUAGCCACCGUGCCCAAGCAGCCAACCUCCAUCCCUCAGCCUACUAUUACAAAGCAAGAGGCCAUCUAACAAUCCUCUGAAUCCUUAUUCCUUCAGUUUUUUUAUUGUGUUAAACCAGGGUCUUUAUAUGUAAGUUUAUACGCAAUCAGCAUUGAAGCUAUUAACUUGACUGAAACAAUAAAGUAGCUGAAUAUAUAGAAUGUAAUCGCAAUUAUGUCCCUUGCAGAUUGCUGUUUUUCUUCAGGGAUCCAUUUGUUCACACAUGCAGCUGCAGUUGAGCGCCACAGCUCAGUGAAGGCCAGACAAAACUAUAAGCAUCGAAACUAUCCAGUCAUGCUGUUGUUCUGUAAGAUCGACACAUAGAAAUACAUUGUUGUAUAUAUAGUUUAUUAUUGGUAACAUCACUUCCUUAAGCAUGGCCUCAGUGUGUGCAGGAAGGCUUAUGUUAGACAUGGUGGCGUGACCAUGUCAGUAUUUUAUGAAUGUUACAACAGGCCUUGUCAUGUAUUUAGUGUUGCACAGUAUUUUAUUUUAUGUUCAUUAGUGAUAAAAUGGUGUCAACUCAGAAAAAAAUCCUUUUAUCAAAGCUAAAGUAAAUCCCUUGAAUAAAUUCAGCUUGGGUCUCUAAAUAUUCUGUGACAGGACUAAAAUAUCUGUGGUUUGUUUUAUGUACUGGAAAAUACAUAUUUACAGUAGUAAAAUUUAACAUGUUAAAAUUCACACCAAGAAAUCUUGGUACAUAUGGUGAAGUCUGCAGUGCCACUUUGUAAAAGUCACAGGCAGACACACUUAGGAAGUUUCCCAAUGAUAUGUUGUAUUGGUUUUUAAAAAAUAUAUUAUAUUUUUUGUUUAGUACUUUAUUGUGGUUUAACUGAUGGAAUAAACUGUGCCUUGUAACUGUACUGCCUUACAAAAACAGGCAAUGUUUCGCCUUACAAUGUGAAGAUGAAUUAAUAAAUCUCAAGGUCUAUUUUUA
Messenger RNA from Siniperca chuatsi (mandarin fish), 2546 nucleotides. It is a transcript of the gene hnf4a, whose product is annotated as hepatocyte nuclear factor 4, alpha. The transcript is spliced from 10 exons. NCBI's taxonomy places the organism in Eukaryota, Metazoa, Chordata, Actinopteri, Centrarchiformes, Sinipercidae. The coding region runs from base 275 to 1639 and encodes 454 amino acids. The record is from RefSeq and is a predicted model, not a curated record. Gene Ontology annotation, biological process: anatomical structure development; cell differentiation; positive regulation of transcription by RNA polymerase II. Gene Ontology annotation, molecular function: nuclear receptor activity; RNA polymerase II cis-regulatory region sequence-specific DNA binding; zinc ion binding.